Molecule: messenger RNA, 980 nt
Organism: Magnolia sinica
Lineage: Eukaryota; Viridiplantae; Streptophyta; Magnoliopsida; Magnoliales; Magnoliaceae
Product: probable glutathione S-transferase parC
Exons: 2
Coding region: 124-783 (219 amino acids)
Biological process (GO): glutathione metabolic process
Cellular component (GO): cytoplasm
Molecular function (GO): glutathione transferase activity
Source: RefSeq, a predicted model, not a curated record
UCGGACCAAACAAGACAACACCCACGUUUCAAAUCGCUAUAAAUUCCAAUCCCAACUCCCAAACACCCCACAAUACAAACCACAUUACAAACACUCGGGACUUUUUCUCUGUUUUCAGAUCAAAUGGCUGAGAGUGUCGUUCUCUUGGGCUUAUGGGUCAGCCCUUUUGUGAUCAGGGUCCGUAUAGCAUUGGCUGAGAAGGGCGUGGAAUUCGAAUACAAGGAACAGGAUCUUUCCAGCAAGAGCACUCUCCUCCUUCAAUCCAACCCCAUCCAUAAGAAGGUCCCUGUCCUGAUCCACAACGAAAGGCCCAUCUGCGAAUCGCUCAUCAUCGUCCAAUACAUCGAUGAGGUAUGGACGGACGGAUCCUCAUUGCUGCCCAAAGAUCCAUACCAAAGGGCCAAUGCCAGGUUCUGGGCUGACUACAUAGACAAGAAGAUAAUUGACGCCUCGUCAAGGAUAUGGAAAAGCAAAGGAGAGGCUAAAGAGACAGCGAAGAAGGAAUUUAUAGAGUACUUGAAAUUGUUAGAAGGAGAGCUUGGAGACAAACCAUAUUUCGGAGGCGAUACCUUUGGGUUUGUUGAUGUUGCCUUCAGUGCCUUUUGUUGUUGGUUUUACAGCCUUGAGAUUGAGGGGAAUUUCAAAAUGAAGGAGGAAUGCCCAAAGCUGAUGGACUGGGUGAAGAGGUGCAUGGAGAGGGAGAGUGUGUCUAAGGCUCUUCCAGACCAACACAAGAUCUAUGACUUCCUAGGGAACUUGAAGAAGAGGCUUGGGUUAGAGUAGGGCUCAAGAAAGAUUAAAAUAAAAGGGAAUAAUUAUAUUAGAUGGGAUUGGAAAAAUGGAUGUGUUUGUUCUUAUGUUCGUUUUGCUUUCAUGUUAAUUUUCAAAGUCCACUGGUUGGAAAUUAAAUUAGAAAACAAUGGAUCUAAGAGCAUUUCUUGCAUGAUGGAGUAUUUAUUGCAAAUGAAUUACUUUGAGCA